Messenger RNA from Schistosoma guineensis, 1952 nucleotides. The record is from the annotation of a GenBank genome assembly. Lineage: Eukaryota; Metazoa; Platyhelminthes; Trematoda; Strigeidida; Schistosomatidae.
GGUGAAUGAAACGAAUCGUAUUGUAUGUUAUCGUGAACAUAAUGCCUCAACAAAUUACACUCAUCACCAAAGUUUGUAGCUGAUUGCAAAGUAGAUUGUAUCUUGUGUAUCUAAAUACUGUGGGUAUUUUGCAAUUAGCACCACGAAAAAAUAAUUAAGAAACUUAAAAAUGUGUCGGGGCAACAGUGUGUUUGAAUAUGAGUAAAGGUAAGGGUAAGGGUAAGGCUGUUGCUCAAGGAAAGAUGGCAAUCUGACGUCGGUUCGUUUUUUGAUAUAGCUCCAGUGCCUGACUUGAGGCCUUAAAUCGGUAACUUUUAACCAAACUAACAAGAUCACUACUGUAAUAUGCAUAUGUGAUCAUUCAUUCCAUGGAUUUAUAUACAUACACAUAAUAAACAGUUUUGCAAUCCUGCAUCGCCUUGGUUCCAGCUGCUCUGAACAAAGAGGUGAUACCAAAACAGAAUAAUAUGACUCAAGAAAAUGAAAAAAUGAAUCCUUGUGAUAUAGAUGAAGUAGAAGUCAGUUCGGAUACAUCUGAAAAGGAGGCCAAAGAAUCCAAAACACACGGAUCAUUAGAGAAUUUUGUGCCACAGAUAUACCGUGCUAAAUUCUUCGGAAAUACUUCCGUCUCUGAGCCUCGUGGUGAUUUUAUUUGCGAAAGCUCACUAGGAUUACUUAAAACUCAGUUGCUUACAUCAAAAUUACACAAGAAAAGAAUUAGGAUACGUGUAGACACCAGUGGAAUUAGUGUUAUUGGUUCACGAAAUUCGACAUUACAUCAUGUGCAUAAAUUUGAAAAUAUUACAUUUAUUUGGACUGACCCCUGUGAUUUACAAUCAUGUGGAAUUAUAGUUAAACAACCAUUAAUUGGGGAUAAUGUUCAUCAGUUUUAUGGUUAUAAACUUUAUCAAAAUACUCCGAAAUUGAUUGGUGUGUUAAAGCACAUCUAUUCAAAUCUUGAGUUACUACCGCCUAAUGAAGACAUAUUGAGUAAAUCAGAACAUUCUACGGAUACCAGGAUUUUCGACACUACUGAGGAGAAUAAUCCUGAUUUGAUUCAGCUAAUAGAUAUUAGUGACAACACUGUCUCACCAUACCAAAAAAACGCUGACAAUGAAAAUAUCCAAAAACAAUAUACAAGUAAUGGACACAACGUUCCGUACAAUAAAGAUGGUGAAAAAAACUGGAUAACUUUCGAUGAUCAUUUUGAAAACCAAGGGAUUAGCUGGGAAAACUCUACACCUAAAAAUCUAAUGUCUCAAAAUCUUCAUAAUCAACCAUUUGGUAACAAUGAUCUACAUUUCUUCUCACAAAUCAAUAUGAAUAAUCAAAUGUCCAAACAUAAUUCUAGUCCAUUUAUGGAAAUGACUAAAUGUACAACACAAAACACUCCAUAUUUAAAGUCAUAUUCAACAACAGCUAAUAUUUGGUCAAAUAUACCACCUGCUAUUCAAACCACUAAAAUAUCCCCAAUGGAUGAUCAUUUUUGUAGCUGGACAACAACACAGCAUAUCCAAACUAAGCCAAAUAAUGUGUAUACGAAUAAUAAAAAUGUUACCAAUAAUCCAUUUUAUAAUUUACCAGUUGGUGACACUCAUUUGAAUGUAAAACAAACUUCUCCACUUGAUACAAUAUUUGAUAUAAAAUUAUUUAACUGAAAACACAACCUUUACUAAUUUCUCAUCAUUAUAUAUUCUUUUUGUUGUUUAUCCAUCUGACAGUAAAAAAUGACAAUCACAUUUUGCAACUCCUCAUUUUGAUUGAUUUUUUUUCGACGUAAUGCGUCUUGGUCAACGGUUUUUCUUCAUUGUGAUUUUUCUUUUUUGAAGAAACACUUUACAAUUGGACACGAGGUUAUAUUUUCUAAUGUGUAUCGUUGAAAACCCAAAUGUAUUUACUGAAUCUUUGACUGAUAACUUUGUCAGACUGAAAAUAAACUUAUCUUUCAUAUC